AUGGUGAAACAGUACAAGUGUAAAUCAGUGUUAGGUUUAGCAGUGCUUUAUAAAACUAAUUACAAACCCUUGAUUGAACAUAUCCUAAAGAAUGAUUUUGUGGUUUUUAGGAUGAAUUGGAUUUAUCGGACUUUUUGUUUCAUUUUCUUACUUGCUUCUGUUUACAGUGAAUGUGUGACUCGGAUCUAUGAAAAUACAUUCUUCCAAGGAGGAGACCUCACUACAGUUUUUACACCAAGUGCCAAUUACUGCCAAAUAGUGUGCACUUACCAUCCUACCUGUCUGCUCUUCACCUACUUGCCAGCCACAUGGACUAAAGAUCCUGCAAAAAGGUUCUCCUGCUAUUUAAAAGACAGCGAUACAGAAAUGCUGCCGAAAGUGGAUAUGGAAGGAGCUAUCUCUGGACAUUCCUUAAAACAGUGUAACCAAAUUAGUGCUUGCAGCCCAGAUGUCCAUGUAGGACUGGAUAUGGAAGGGAAUAUUUUUGAUAUUACUAUGGCUGACAGCUAUCAAGAGUGUCAAAAACGAUGUACCAAUGACAACCGUUGUCAUUUUUUUACAUAUGCCUCUGAAAAUUUUCACAAUGCAAGCUUUUGUAAAAAAUGCUUCUUGAAACACACCAGUGUCGGAACUCCAACCAACAUAAAGACGCUUGAUGAGGUUGUCUCUGGAUUCUCUCUAAAGCCAUGUCAGCUUUCUGAAUUAGAUUGUCAAAUGGACAUUUUUGAAGAUCAAGUGUUUUCAGGAAUUAAUGUUACAAGUUUUUUCACUCCUGAUAUUUCUGUCUGCCAAACUAUGUGUACAUAUUUUCCAAAGUGCUUGUUCUUUACAUUUUUUACCAAGAAAUGGCAAAUAGAAUCUCAAAGAAAUCUUUGCCUCCUGAAGACAUCAACAAGUGGAAUUCCAGAGGGGCUGAUAUCACAAGAAAAUGCUGUAUCAGGCUUUGGCCUCCUAAAUUGCAGAAGAUCUUUUCCUGCCUGCAAUUCUCGCACUUACAUGCAGAUGGAUUUUUUGGGAGAUGAACUUACUGUCACUUAUACUAAAGGACACCGAGCCUGUCAGCAGGUUUGCACAGACAUGAUCCGCUGCCAAUUUUUUUCCUAUUCUCUCCUCCAAGAUUCAUGCAGUGAAGAAGGAAAGUGUGAGUGUCACCUAAGAAUGUCCUCAAAUGGAUCUCCAGUGAAAAUAGUACAUGGACCAGGAAGAAUCUCUGGAUACUCACUAAGAUUAUGCAAAGAAAAAGCCAGUACUGUGUGUAUGCAGCAUUCUGCAAGAACAAUUAGGAUUGUUGGUGGGACAGACUCCUCCCCUGGUGAGUGGCCGUGGCAGGUCAGCUUGCACGCCAAGCUGUCCCGCCAGAGACACCUGUGCGGGGGCUCCAUCAUCAGCAACCAGUGGAUCCUCACGGCUGCUCACUGCGUCGCCAGUCUAGAGAAUCCCAAUAUUUGGCGCAUCUAUGCUGGCAUUUUGAGACAAUCAGAAAUAAAUGAGGAUACACCCUUCUUCAAAGUGGAAGAGAUUAUUGUUCACUCUCAGUAUAAAUAUGCACAUUUUGGAUACGACAUUGCUUUAAUGAAACUUGCUGAGCCUAUGAAUUUUACUGAUCUUCAACUGCCUAUCUGCCUGCCAUCGAAAGAAGACACUAACAUAUUUUAUACUGACUGUUGGGUAAUUGGAUGGGGUUACAGAAAAGAAAAAGGUCGGGUCCAAGAUAUUCUUCAAAAGGCUCCUGUUCCCUUCAUGUCAAAAGAGGAAUGCCAGGCAAGGUACCGGAAGCACAGAAUCGGUGACAAAGUGAUCUGUGCUGGCUAUGAUGAAGGAGGAAGGGAUGCUUGUAAGGGAGCUUUUGUCACUACCUCAACAGACCAUUCAAGAGGUGAAAAUAUGGAGCUGUUUCAGCUGCUCUGUCUUUCGUUUGCACUGCCAGCAAGGAUGAAAGUACAUCAUCAAAAGGUAAAAUUUCCUGAAUGCUUUCUAAAAUAA
This is a messenger RNA of Camarhynchus parvulus, 1983 nucleotides long. RefSeq names its product coagulation factor XI-like. Gene Ontology annotation, molecular function: serine-type endopeptidase activity; protein binding. Gene Ontology annotation, cellular component: extracellular region. NCBI's taxonomy places the organism in Eukaryota, Metazoa, Chordata, Aves, Passeriformes, Thraupidae. Gene Ontology annotation, biological process: proteolysis. The transcript is spliced from 15 exons. The record is from RefSeq and is a predicted model, not a curated record. The coding region runs from base 1 to 1983 and encodes 660 amino acids.